AAACCUCUUCAAGGAUGAAGCAAUUGUGUUUGAUGCUGCUUGCUCACUGGUUGCUAGGAUACCGGGACCGGAAGUGCGUGUCAGCCUGUGGCCAAGUUAUUGAGUUUUCUGAGUCGUUCCCUCUGGGUUCAAAGGUUCUCUUUCACAAUUAAUCCCAGGUCCAAGAAAUUCAGCUCUUUGCUGCCACCCCUUUCUUGCUAUGGAUUCUUUUGUGAAAUUUACUUCCCUCAGCCAAGGCAGGGAGAGAAUCUUCAGAACCAUUCAGUAUGCAUGCAUGUUACUUAAUUAUCUAAUUCACAAGAAUGAUAGCAACAAGGAGCUGGUUUCAAAGCUCAAACAGUUGGAAUCUAACAUGAGUUCAGGACGCAAGUUAUUCCGACUGGGCAACACAGUGGAUGCAGUUCAGGCAGCCAGAAGAAACAUACACCUUUCGGACCCAAUUCUUCGAUUUUGCCUUACCAUCAUUCCUCUCAGUCGGGCUGUGUACUUCAUUUGCGAUAAUAUUCUCUGGAUGGGAGCAGUGGGACUUGGUGGUAUUGACAAGGAGAAAUGGAAUAAGCGGUGCAACCACUACUAUUUCUUCUCAUUGAUUAUCAGUCUGAGCAGAGAUGUCUAUGAGAUUACCCUGCUUCUGAGAGAAGAAGCACUGGCCCAAAAGGGCCAACAGUGCAAAUCCAUAAACCACCUGAACACCAGUCAUGUGCAAAGAGACUUUGGCUGGGCAUUAAAGAUCAGUUCUGAAGAUUUCUUCAUGUUGCUUUAUCAAAGCCUUAAAAACAACCCCCCUGUAUUACUCGACCUCAUUAAAAACCUCUGUGAUCUAUCCCUCCCCUUAGACAAGCUCGGCAUUUUCAGAAUCAAUCCUGGAGUGGUGAGUCUUUGUGGUCUUAUUUCAUCAGUUGUGUCAAUUUUAACUUUGACGCACCCAGCACUGAAAUUGAGACCAUAAACAAACCACCUGCACCAUGAACAAAAGUCUUAUUCUUUAAUCUGUUUAUCAGAGAAUUUUUGAAAAAUUAAAUCAAUUACUUUCAAAAUGCAGGCUGUGGAUUCUGAAAGUAAGCAAUCUAAUGUGGUGUAUUUUAAUGUUUUGCCCUCAACAUGACAACUUCAGUUGUUUUCUUGGCUGUGUUUUAGAGUGCCAAAGGUUAAGGCAUUGACUUCCAACAUGUGCUGUUGGUUUUGAACAUUGAACCUUCUUUAUGAAAUCUACCAUCUACAAACAGGACACUUCUGGACUGAUUCUGGCAUGCCACUCAAUAUUUGAGCAAGCUAAAAUGACCCUAUCUAUAAUUUGUGUCCUGACUAGCACAAUGAGAUUAUAAAACUAAAUAUAUCUGCCUCUCUUAACUUAAGCUCUAUGACACUAACAAGUCUGUAUAUGAUGAACAUGAUUCCCCUGUGUCUUUUAAAUAUCUGUCUCAAGAAUAAAUAGUGUAAGAUGAUUUCCUCUGGCUGGGUAACCACAGGUUGUAGAUUAAGGAUUACCACAUGAAGAAAAAAAGAGGAAGACAUUUUAAAUUCUGUAUAAUACAUUCAAGCAGUUGUUGACAGUGAUAUUGUCUCAAAUGGGUUUGAAUUAAAUAUUUGCAAUGGGAAAGGAUGUGAACUCCAGUUCAUUCCUAGCACUGGCAUAGAUAUAACAAUAAAAGUGGACUUUUUUUGUACUAUUUCAAUCAGGCAAUCAGAGAAAACAGAAACACACAUUGCUGGAAAACCUCAACAGGUCUGGCAGCAUCAAUGGGGAGAAAUCAGAGUUGACAUUGAGUUCAGAACUUCUGCAGAAAGGUCAUUGAACCCAAAACUUUAACUCUCCACAGAUGCUGCCAGACUUAGAGUUUUUUUCCAGCAAUUUCUAGUUUUGUUUCUGGUUUCCAACAUCUGCAGUUCUUUUGGGUUUUCAUCUAAGAAAACAGUUCAGUUACCAAACUGUUAACUAUUUUGAACCGAAUUCUGUCUAUAACAUCACUUGCUGAAAAGAGAUCUUUUAACUUCUAAUUUUUUAGCACUCAGUGCCCUAUUUGAAGAACUGAGGCUUUGUUUACUUUUUCUGAAUUUUUAAUUUGUAUUAAACUACUUUGUUCAGUUGGAAAAUGUCUCUUCACAGAUAUUGAAUGAUACCUCCAGACUGUUCUGUAGUUUAUCCAUGCUUAUAUAGUCAACUAAAACAUUUUUUCUUGGUUCGUGAAUAAAGAACGGCUGCAUGUUUGAUUUGAAGUUGAUCAAGGGCAAGAAAUGUGAUGAAAGUCUGAGCUGCUUCAUGUGGGCAUUCUCAUUUCUCUCUCUCUCUCUCUCAUUUUCUCUCUCUCUCUCUCUCUCUCUCUCUCUCUUACUCUUUCUCUCUCUCUCUCUUUUUCUCUCUCUCUCUUUCUCUCUCUCUCUGUCUGACACACUCAUGCGUGAAUAUGAGAAGAAUAUUUGCUUUUGAGACAGAGUUUUUGACAUCAAGGAUGUGGUGCUGUUAAAUUCCAAUUUAUUGUGGAAUAUUCCUGACAAACAUAAAAUUCAGGCUAAAUUUUGCAGAACUAAAUUUUCUGACUGAAGUCAAUCAAUAAUUACUUUCUAGUUUGUGAUUUUUUAAAUCAUUUUUUUUUACCUGUCUUCCUGGAUUAUUUAGAUAACAGCGUGGAGAACCAAAUUCAAAAUUUAGAUGAAUGCAGUCUAAGAAGUAUUACCUGGAUUCUAGAAGGAGUGAGGCAGUUUGUUCAGGUGCUUGUCAGACUUGUAUUAAAAUCUUCUUCUAACUCCAAAGCGUAAAGCUUUGAAACUCGCCAACAGGAUUGUAUUUUUAUCUCUGGUGCUCGACAUGCUUUCCUAAACUGAGUGCUAUAAGCUGUUAGAAUCUUGACUUGCUCCACAUCCCAGUGUUGGCUGUAAAUAAAAGUUUAUUUUAUAUGCUAGCCUCUCCAACAAUCCCUAUAUUUUGUUUUUGGCCCAGCUUUUUCUUUGACUUUCUUAAACUGGUGAAGAGAAGAUGCAUCACAGUUCCUAACAUCACCUGAUUUUCACAUAAGUCUUUUCCUGCAAGGCUCAAGUGAUAGGCUAACUACAUUUUACCCUUUCGAUCCUUGAAAUAGGAGGACAUUAAGCUCAGCAUAUGAUUAUCUUCAAUAUUACUCUGUUUGAGAUCCCUUUCCUCAGCCCAGGUUGAGAAUUGAACGUGGGUUUUGUGUGACUACAUACAAUAAUUACACAGUGCACGUACCCACCAGAAUAUUAAGGAAAACCUAUUAUUAAUGCUUUUAUCUGGACAUUAGAUGUAAUUUACAGCCAGCACCAGUCCACUUCAAGUCAGGAUUUAUUAGCUAGGUCUCGCACUACUGUUUUCCGUGCCUUAGUGUUACAUAAAUGCAGGGUAGUUCGUGUUGCAAGAUAACUGCAAGGUAAGAUGUUUUGGGAGAAAAAACAGUUAGGUCAGUUAGGGUAACAAUUGAAAUAGUAAAUUAAGUGGCUAGAAAAUGCAUUGUUUUUUUAUCAAAAAUGGUAAAGUUUAUGAAAAUGAAAAUAUAUUUAACUUGAGCAUUUUAGAGGCUGUUUAAUGGAAGCUAUAGCAACUGAAUUUAGAAACAAAAACUAUGUAUACUGAAUAAUUUUGUUUCUUUAAAAAAAAAACUAUGCAAACCAAUGUGACAUUUUGAACAUUUGUUUAAAAAUAUGAAAGGGAAUUUUGUGAUGGGAUACUCUUGGCAAGGAACUUCGCCUGAAAGAAAUGUGGGCUUAAGUUGAGAGAUGACUUGAAAAGACUUGGACUAUUUAUGCAAUUUGAUUCCUCAUAUAGUAAAAUAACUUUUUUCCCUGCGAAAUUUCUCAGACUAAACCAUGUUUGAGAAGUUACUAUUUCUGUAAAAUAAAUUAUAAAACCACUAGUUUAUAGUGACUACUGCAAACCAAUGCUGCUGUAACCGGAAAAUUACACUGUCGUGUUUUCUGUGAACUCUAAUAAACUAAUAUAUUAAUUAUG
Molecule: messenger RNA, 3961 nt
Organism: Chiloscyllium plagiosum (whitespotted bambooshark)
Lineage: Eukaryota; Metazoa; Chordata; Chondrichthyes; Orectolobiformes; Hemiscylliidae
Gene: pex11a
Product: peroxisomal biogenesis factor 11 alpha
Biological process (GO): peroxisome fission
Cellular component (GO): peroxisomal membrane
Source: RefSeq, a predicted model, not a curated record